GCGGGCCCGGGCGCUGCUAGCGUUGGGCUCCUCCCCCAGCCGGCCCGGGCGCGGCCUGCCCCGUGCGCUGACCGGUGCGGUGGCCGCGGAAGGGGCCGGACGCUGAGCGGCGCCCGGCCCGGGGAGGUGGAGGAGACGGUUGCGGCGGCGGCGCGCGAGACGAGCUAGCGAGAGAGGCGGCGCGGGCAGAGCCCCGGCUCCCGCGGGGCACCAUGCCGGGCGGGCGGGUGUGCGCCGUGUGCGGCGGCUCGGAGAUCGAGGUGGACGCGGCGCGGGGGGACGCGGUGUGUACGGGCUGCGGCUCGGUGCUCGAGGACAACAUCAUCGUCUCCGAGGUGCAGUUCGUGGAGAACAGCGGCGGCGGCUCCUCGGCCGUGGGGCAGUUCGUGUCCUUGGACGGUGCCGGUAAAACACCAUCAUUAGGAGGAGGAUUCCAUGUCAAUUUGGGAAAGGAAUCGCGAGCACAGACGCUUCAGAAUGGGAAACGUCAAAUUCAUCACUUGGGAAACCAGUUGCAACUCAACCAGCAUUGUCUUGAUACUGCCUUUAACUUUUUCAAGAUGGCGGUGAGCAAGCACUUAACCCGUGGGAGAAAGAUGACUCAUGUAAUUGCUGCAUGUCUCUACUUGGUGUGUAGAACAGAAGGAACGCCUCACAUGUUACUUGACCUCAGUGACCUUCUUCAGGUGAAUGUCUAUGUGCUGGGAAAAACUUUCCUUCUCCUGGCCAGAGAGCUCUGCAUAAAUGCUCCAGCUAUAGAUCCAUGUUUAUAUAUUCCUCGUUUUGCACACAUGCUAGAGUUUGGAGAUAAGAACCAGAAGGUAUCAAUGACAGCUCUAAGAUUAUUACAGAGGAUGAAAAGAGACUGGAUGCACACAGGACGCCGGCCAUCGGGGCUCUGUGGAGCAGCUCUUCUAGUGGCAGCAAGAAUGCAUGAUUUCCGACGUACUGUUAAAGAGGUUAUCAGAGUGGUCAAGGUUUGUGAGUCAACGUUAAGGAAAAGGCUUACAGAAUUUGAAGAUACACCAACAAGUCAGCUAACGAUAGAUGAAUUUAUGAAGAUUGACUUGGAAGAGGAGUGCGAUCCUCCUUCAUUUACUGCUGGUCAAAGAAAAUUAAAGAUACAGGAGCUUGAGAAAGCGCUGUCAAAAAAGCUUGAAGAUGUUGAAGGUGAAAUAUCAAUUUACCAAGAUGAAAUAGAGAAUGAAUUAGAAAAUAGUAGGCCAAAGGCAAAAGGAGUAUUUGCCAAUUUGACUAAAGAUGACUCUAUAGAAGAUAAUACAACUAGUGUAUUUGGAGAGGAGGAGGCAGAAGAUGAAGAACUGGAAGCAGCUGCUAAUCAUUUAAACAAGGACUUUUAUAAUGAAGUUCUCGAUAAAGAUAGGUUAAAGAAAAAUGAAGGGAGAGAAUGCAAAAAUGGAAAUGAAACUCCUGUAUGGCCACCUGCACUAGAAUCUCUGCUUGGCCCACUCCCUACUGCUGCCAGCCUUGGGAUAACAGAGUCUAUACAAGAGUGUGUAUCCGCUAAGGAUCGAGACCACAAUCUCAAAGUGCUUUCCAAAGAUGAAAAUACAGGAGAUGGUGAACUAGAUCUUAGUGGAAUUGACGACACUGAAAUAGAUAGGUAUAUACUUGAUGAAACGGAAGCUCAAAUAAAAGCAGAACUGUGGAUGAAAGAAAAUGCGGAUUAUUUGAAGGAACAAAAGGAGAAAGAAGCAAGAAUAGCAAAAGAGAAGGAGCUUGGGAUUUAUAAGGAACACAAGCCAAAGAAGUCUGCAAAAAAGCGGGAGCCAAUUCAAGCUAGCACAGCAGGAGAGGCAAUUGAAAAGAUGUUGGAACAGAAGAAAAUCUCAAGUAAAAUUAAUUAUAAUGUGCUAAAGGACCUGAACAGCAAAGGAAGUAGCACACCAAAGAAAGAGGAUGACAGCACCGAUGACAGCAGCAACACCAAGAAGCUGUCAAGAAGAAAAUCUACUGCCAGUAGGAAUAUAGCCAACACUGUAAACAGUAUGGGAAAAAGAUUAAGACCCUUGAUUUCUACACAACUAGCUAAAAAGGCUGCAACUGAAGAGGUGACCUUUCCAGAGUCGCAGACAGAAGGGCCAGAGCUUGAAAAACCAGAGAACGUUCUGGUAGAGAGUGGACCGGUGUCAUAUAACCACGAUGAAGAAGCUGAAGAAGAAGAAAUAGAAGAAGAGGAUGAUCACUGCAUGAGUGCACUUCAGUUAAUGGGAGGAAAUGUGGUACUGGAUACGGGACUUCUGAAGCCAGAUGUCCUAGUUGAAGUUCGUUAUUGGGUGACAUUUUGCUUCUUGGGAAUCUUCGGGCACAGAAGGGUGUUCUGGAGCUGCCUUUGAGCCUGGAUUACGGCUGUGAUAUGGACGAUGACGACGGUUAUUAGUCCUGUGUGCUUCCAAAGGAGAUGUAGUAAUUUUGUGAUUCCAAUGACUUUAUGAAUGGUGAAAGAAGCUGUCUGUGAUCAGCAGACAUACUGAACAAUCCUGACUUUUGUAAAGAGAAUUUUAGUUGUGUUGAUUCUGGUCAGUUUACAUUGACAUAACCCAGCAAUAGAGUUUGGGUUUAUCGUACUUGAAAUUUUUUUUGGAUCAUGUUUUGAGGAAGGAAUUAAUGGAAGUAAUGUUUCCAGAGAACAAAGAAAAAUAGCCUGUAUGGAGAGUAUGUUGUGGUUAGAAACUAUACGUCUCAUAUAUGAUCCUGCUUCAGGCAUGCUACUGAAAAGGAAUGUAUAGAAGAGGAAUAAAUUAUAAAGUAAGUAAAACCUCCGCAUAAAUCUUUGAACUAUACCAGCAUUAAUUCUCUCAUAAUACUAUAAUGAGAAAAAUGGAUAAUCUAAUCUUUAUUAUUAAUGUGACUCUGCCAUUGUAUACAAGCUUCCUUACUUGAUACGCUCCCAAAAGUAAAUACAUUAAGGAAAAAGAUAGAAUUCUAUGGCAGUAUCUCUUUAAAUUAAAUUAAUCCUCAGAAGCUAAAUAGGUGCUUACGUACGUUAAUAAUAGAAUUGUGUGUUCCUCAAGAGAUGCUGACAGUAGAAGAGAACAUUGUCACAGAAGGGUGGUUUCUACUGCUCUGUAAAUGCUGAAGAAGUAUUUGUGGAAAAAAUGGUUAGAUAAAGGCAAAGCAUCUAUGGGGAAAGCAGGAGAGACACUGCUGAGGCCAAGUUCAUUGUAGUGACUAUACUGCUGUAGUAUGAUGAUGGAGGUUGGUGCAGUAGGGUGACUAUUGCUACCGUUAGUGACCUGCUGCAUUCUGGCUGGGUUUGGGAACAGACCUGCUCUGUGAUGCAGCCACACAGAGAACAGCCUGUCUCUAAAGGUCUAGGGGGGUUUAAAUAAAAAAGCUGAGCUUUUUGUGUAAAUAAGCUAGUUUCUGGUUUGACUGAAGUUUAAUUUAAUUUAUUUAACUUUUUUAUUGGUAAAUUAAAUGUCACACAUUGGGCAACCUGAUUGGCUCAGCUUGACUUUCAUUUUGUACAGUAACUAAGUGUUAUUGCCAGGCCUCAGGCCUCCGAGAUCCUACACUUCAAUGCACUAAUCUUUCCGAUCCCAAACUCAAUAGAACAACUCAUCUGAAUUCUAGCUCUAUGGGUUAAAAUCAGGCCUGGUGUUGGCAGAUUUAGCUCCAUUGACUCUUACCUCCCUCUGCCCCCACCUUUAGGGCCUGAUCCAAAGCUCACUGAAGUCUGCCGAAAGACUCCAGUGAACAUUAAUAUGCUUUGGAUCAAGACCUUAAUGAUGUUGGGAGCCACAGGAGUUCUGACAUUUUUGUCUUUCUCACCUGGCUGUUGAUGGUGAAGGAAGCUACACCAUCUGCCAGAACCAGCCCAGCUUAGGGAAGGUUAGUUACACAUCUCAUAGCAAAACAGUCUUCCCUGAGCGGGGCUGCUACAGGUCUGACUCUGAAUCUACUCUCUACUCACACAGGUGAGGAGCACCCCGUUUAUUAUAAGGCAGAGCACUCAUCACACGAACACCAUCCUCCUCUUCCCUCAACUCUGACCAGUAUGUGUCUGCUAGAUAUUUUGGAGCCCGGUUUCUGCAAUGGCUCUGAGACUGCAUGUGCUGUUGCAGAGUUUGGGUAACAAAAUUAAUCGUCCGGCAUGUGGAAAGCCAAAACCCUUUUUGAAGCAGGCUUUGGAUUGUCUGUAGAGGCUGGACUUUGGAAAGAUUUUUGAGGUUGGAAAGAGGAGAUUUAGUGUAAUUCUUACGGGAAAAGCUGGUACUCUAUAAGAAAAGCUACAGAUGUGUUCUGGCUGCUUUGGUAGCCACACAAAUGCUGCUCUGAGAAUUCAGUUAUGGAGUUAAACCUUUCUAUCUGCACCAGAAUGCAAAAUCACUCUGUUACAUGAUGAUAAUUUGAAAAAUAUCAACCAGGUGCAUUAUGCCUCUGCAAAUCUAUGGUAUACCUACCUAGGCCAGUUAGCUUGAAUGUGGAUAUUGCAGCACUCUGCCCAAGAGAAGUAUUGUAAGUGCCCGUAUUCCCAGUAUAUUCUCAAAAUCUGGAUUUUACUCUAAAGGUACAAAUUAUUGUAUACACAGGAAAUAAACAUGCAUAGUGACUUCUGGAGGGUAGAAUACCCUCCUGUCUCAAAGGUGUAGUGUCGGCUCUUGAAGAAGCCACUAAGAUGAAUUCUUUAUUGCUGAGAUUCUCUCUCACAUUUUUUGGUGUAGAUUUGCAUAAUGUUUUACCCCACCCAGCGGAAUGCUAAACCAGCUGCCAGGGCAGGGUCUCAUUCGAUUGGGGAGCUGGACGCACAGUGGAGUCCACUACAUUCGAAACAGACAAAUAGGAAAUGAGAAUUUCAGUAAUGGGUUGGGUUUCUGGAAGCUUUAUUUGCCAAACUGGAGGCCGGGGUGCUUCUCCAUUUAGGAGGAGAAAAUAGUUGCAGGGGUUUUGAGUGCUCUCAUAGGAUUCAGUCAGAACAUGCUGUCUCACAGUCUACCGUAAAGCACUUAGAGAGGACAAAAAGACCACCAGUUCCGUAGCAUCCCAGCAUUGCUAGUGAAUUUAGUUCUAUAUGCUCUUGUAUAGGAGCCUAAAUGAAAAGGGAAGGGCGUGGUGUUAAAUAGGGAGAAUAUAAAGAUGUUCAAACCAGUUGCAUACAUUUUGAAUUUGCUGGUGACUAGCUGGGAUUUUUAUAAUUUUCCUUCCUUUGUGAUUUAACUAAGCUCAGGAAAUGUAAACAGAUUAGAAGAUGUUAGUUUCUGUUUUUAUAACCACUCAUGGAAAUGUAAAAAGGUUAAGGUAGCAUUAACUCUGUUUACUACUGUUGAUGUAUCAUAGUGACCUUGCAGAAAACGUUUUGCUGUAUUGUAGCCUGGAUUCCCUUGGAGUAAUUUGGACCCUGCUUUAUUCAGGAUUCUAAUUAUAAUGAAAAGAGAUUAUAAGGCUUCAGCAUUUGUUGUUCUUAGAUCUUUGUACUAGAAUCCACGUGAGCUACAUAUCUGUAAAAAGCAUAAAUGUCUCUUGCUGCAAGUCACUUUAUUUGACAGGGAAAACCCUCCAGCUGUUGCAUUGUGUUUGCCAUGAAGCCUCUUUAACACACACUACUAUUGUGGGAAUAAAAUAUGAAAGAGGAAUAAUGAAAGUAACAAGAUUGUUCACCAUGAGAAUUGCAUUUUCUGUGUCUUAAUCUUGUAUGACGUUCUUUUAAAGUCACUAUGUUCAAUUCAGAGAUCUUAAAUGGUGCCAGACAGCCUUAUGUUGUGGGUUACAUGUUCAUCUAAAAAGUUCUUACCAUACUGAUGGCUUGUCUGUAUUCUCUUUGGAUUGUAUUGAAACUCUCGUUCACAGAUGUAUGCUCUUAAUGUGUCCUUUGCCCAAUAAGUGUACUAUUUUUUAUUUGUGUAUUGAGUCUACACAUUUGAUUGUUAGUGCCAAGAGAAUUACAUAUGCUUACAUUGAACAGUUGUAUCUUCUUUACACAACCACAGUAUGAGCCAUGUUCAGCUUUUUUAUUGUAAUAUAUUGCUGUAAAUAAAUCCAAAACAAAA
Messenger RNA from Mauremys reevesii (Reeves's turtle), 6011 nucleotides. RefSeq names its product BRF1 RNA polymerase III transcription initiation factor subunit (gene BRF1). NCBI's taxonomy places the organism in Eukaryota, Metazoa, Chordata, Testudines, Geoemydidae. The transcript has 20 exons. Gene Ontology annotation, cellular component: transcription factor TFIIIB complex; transcription preinitiation complex; nucleus. Gene Ontology annotation, molecular function: TBP-class protein binding; RNA polymerase III type 3 promoter sequence-specific DNA binding; RNA polymerase III general transcription initiation factor activity. The record is from RefSeq and is a predicted model, not a curated record. Gene Ontology annotation, biological process: DNA-templated transcription initiation; transcription preinitiation complex assembly; transcription by RNA polymerase III. The coding region runs from base 213 to 2357 and encodes 714 amino acids.